AGAUGAAACGGCGACGUUUUUCCUUUUUUAUUCAAAACGUCGUCGUUCUUCCUAGGUUAUUACAUGAGCAUCCUAUCCUGGCUCUCCAGCCUUGGCAUUAUCAAUUCUCACGUGUAUAUAUAUACAAAUAACCUCAUCUGUAGAGAGAGAAAACGGUGAAAUGGACGAAGAAGAGCACGAGGUGUACGGAGGAGAGAUCCCCGACGAGGGCGAAAUGGAAGGAGACAUGGACGCUCACAACGCCGACGUCGAUAUGGCCACCAACGACGACGACGCUGUGAAGGAGCUGGAUGAGAUGAAGAAAAGGCUGAAGGAGAUGGAGGAGGAGGCAGCGGCUCUUCGUGAGAUGCAAGCUAAAGUGGAGAAGGAAAUGGGCGCUGUUCAAGAUCCUGCUAGUGCGGCUGUUACUCAAGCAAACAAGGAGGAGGCUGAUUCACGGUCGGUGUUUGUGGGCAAUGUGAGAAUCAGAUUCCUUUCUUCUGUUCAUACUUCUCCUUUUUCUAAAAUACUAUUCUUUUAUGAAGUAUGAACAUGUGUCUGAUAUAUUGUUUUUUUAUUUAUAUAUCCAAAACAAAAAUGUCUGAUAUACGGUUUUCUUGGAAUUGCAUCAGUAGUUUUUUUUUUUUUUUAAUAUCUCUAAUUGGCUGGAACUUCUUGUUUUAAUCAAUCAAGGAACUUACAAUCAAACAUUUAUGCAGUCA
Molecule: messenger RNA, 701 nt
Organism: Vitis vinifera (wine grape)
Lineage: Eukaryota; Viridiplantae; Streptophyta; Magnoliopsida; Vitales; Vitaceae
Product: polyadenylate-binding protein 2
Exons: 3
Coding region: 161-529 (122 amino acids)
Source: RefSeq, a predicted model, not a curated record